UCUUGCCUUCCUUCUGCUAUAAGACAGUCAUCCUUCUCGCUCUCUCUCUUCCCUCUCUCUCUCUUUUCUUUCCCUCUCACACUAUGAACCAUUAUAUUUAUCAAGAUCCUGGACUUUCAAGGUUGGAAGACUUCAGUACCAAGCAUGAGCUUGCUCGAAAUUUUUAUGACGACGACGAGUUUUGCCCCAUACCCGCUGAAAAGUUACCACAAGUAGCAGAACAUCGUGAAAGGAUACGAUUUCGAACCUCCCCACGGUCGUCUCCAUCCUCGUCACCCACCCGAACAAACGCAUACCAUCAAGGCUCUUCACCACUUCGCCAGUCACCGAGGACACGGGCGGUCCCCAUCGUUGACCCGAGCAAGCGGACUACAACCAACAAUAACCCUAAUCCACUUCAAUAUUCCGUUCCACUCCAACAAGAACCAUCAGCACCCACUACUCCAUCUUGGUCGUCCACACGACGUUACGGCAUUCCUAUUGUCGAUCCCAACAUUGUGUUUAUUCGUUCAUCCUUUACAUUAUUCCUCGCCAUAUAGUUUUUCCCCGUAAGAAAAGAAAAAAAGAUUUUUUAUAUA
Molecule: messenger RNA, 578 nt
Organism: Umbelopsis ramanniana AG
Lineage: Eukaryota; Fungi; Mucoromycota; Umbelopsidomycetes; Umbelopsidales; Umbelopsidaceae
Exons: 4
Coding region: 84-539 (151 amino acids)
Source: RefSeq, a predicted model, not a curated record